GUUGCUGCGUCUUGCUCCUAUCGGUCUCCCGCCCACCCGACCGUCUUGUGGCACCACUGUCUUGGCCACCCAUCGAUCCCCCGCCUCUGCAGCAUGGCUAGACACCGUCUUGUCUCGGGUCUCCCUCGCCUCUUUGCGUCGCUCCCUCCUUCGCCUGCACCGCCGUGCACUCCUUGCGUCGCCGGCCGCUUUCGCGCCACUCCGCUCUCAUCCUCCCUUCGUCCGUCCACUGCUCCCUUCCAGACUCUCCACUUGGACGUCUGGGGCCCUGCCCCUACGCAGGGACCUGAGAGGGAGUGCUACUUUCUGGUGGUCGUCGACGACUACUCCAGCACUCGUGGUCGUCGUGUCUCCUGUCUCCACUCCGACCGUGGGGGGCGAGUUUCGCUCCGGCAUUCUUCGCGGAUUCUGCGGCGAACAGGGCAUCUCACAGUCUUGGACGCUUCCGGAGUCCCCACAGCAGAAUGGGGUUGCUGAGCGCCACAUUGACUUGAUCAUGGACAUUGCCUGCACGUCCAUGAUCCAUGCCCGUGCGCCCCAUUUUCUGUGGCCCUACGUGGUUCGCUACGCCGCCCACCAGCUGAACCUCCAGCCGUGUGUCUCGCAGCCAGAGGCUUCACCGACCAGUCUUUGGACCUGGUCCCCUGGUGUUGGGUCGGCCUUUCGUGUCUGGGGCUGCAUUGCGCUUGUCCGCGACACCUCUGCGGACAAGCUCUCGGCUCGCGCCAUCCCUUGUGUCUUCCUUGGUUUCCCGGUGGACUCUCUCGACUAUGCCUUUUACCACCCGCCUCUCCACCAGUUCCUAGACUCCCGUGACAUCCGGUUUGACGAGUCAGUGACCUACUACACCCGGUACCCCUGUCGAGGUCUCCCGGUCCCCCCUCCUCCUCUUUUCCUUGCACCCUCUCCUCCUCCUGCUCCCGCUCCUCCGGUACCCCCGCCCCCCCUUGGUCCUGCCCCGUUGCUGUGGACUCUGGGGGUUUUGGAGCUGGAGGUGCUGACACUGGAGGUGCUCGGUCUGGGGGUGCUCGUUCGCAGGGUGCUGGAGCUGGAGGUGCUAGUUCGGGGGGUGCUGGAGCUAGAGGUGGUGGCACAGGUGGUGCUAGUUCUGAGGGUGCUGGAGCUGGAGGUACUAGAGCUGGAGGUGCUGGCACUGGAGGUGCUAGUUCUGGGGGUGCUGGAGCUGGAGGUACUGGAGCUGGAGGUGCUGGCACUGGAGGUGCUAGUUCUGAGGGUGCUAGAGCUGGAGGCAUUGACACUGGUGGUGCUACCCUUUGGAGACACUGGCACUGGGGGCAACUCGCCGGCGUGCGCGUGA
Closterium sp. Naga37s-1 is the source of this 1318-nucleotide messenger RNA. NCBI's taxonomy places the organism in Eukaryota, Viridiplantae, Streptophyta, Zygnematophyceae, Desmidiales, Closteriaceae. The record is from the annotation of a GenBank genome assembly.